GUUUUUAUUUAUAAGGCAACAUUAAUCUGGUUCUCGUUUCUCUUCUCUGUAAAAAAAGGAAAAAUAUUAAUUCUCUGUUCUCAGACAGACAGACAGGCACAUUUCCUACAUUUUUACAACAUUUCAUAAGUAAGCCUUAUUACAUGUUAUUUUUCUGUAUUUGUUGAGAAGAAGUUAUUUUAUUGCCCUCAUCACUGAUUAUGACCGAAGCACAGUUGCAAGAUCCACAGUUAGAAAACUUUAUCCUCACAGAAACGCAGAAACAACGUUUCCAAGUUCUUGUCCACGGGCUAACAGACACAUGCUGGGACACAUGCAUGGGCCGGCCCACCAACCGGCUGGACUCCAAGACUGAGGUGUGCAUAAUGAACUGUGUGGAAAGGUUCAUUGACGCUACAACUUUCAUAACAAGACGAUUGAUGAAUACAACUAAGUACCGUUCUGACGCACCUCUUUUAUUCCAGUAAAGUAAGCAUAAAAUUUGUAUACAAAAUGUUGGAAGGGUUUAAGGACUUUUUGCGCCGUCACAAACGCAAGUUUAUUGUGACAGGUGCUGUGUUUGGUGGAUUAUAUUUACUCACCGGUUAUGCACAGAGAAAAUUGCGAGAAUGGCAAGAAAAAGAGGCCAAACGAUUUUUCGAAAUGACUCGUAAAAAGCAACACUUUGAGAGCACUGAACGUACAUGUAACCAAACAAUAUUAUCACUAUCAAAAAUUGUGACAGAAAGUAUUUUAAGUAUAUUAAACACAGAAGAGAUAGUUCAAAAACUGCAGGAUAAUCCAGAAAACAAAUUAGCAUUAUGGGAACAAUUGAAGAUUAUGAUAUACACAAGAAUAUGUGUCCUUGUAUAUGCACUGAACAUAUUGCAAGUGAUACUACGAGUACAGCUUAACAUAAUUGGUGGUUACCUGUACAGAGAUUCAGUCCGCGAGGAAGAUUCUCUUGUGGAUGGUGACCUGCAAGCAAAGUAUUUGUCUCUAUGUCACCAUUUUGUAGAUAGAGGUGUGGAAGACUUAGUGAAACAGAUAGAGACAGCCGUGAAGAAAGUUGUUGAGCCUGUAUCCUUAAAGAAAAAGAUGACAUUGCGAGAGGUGGAGCAAAUAUUCUGGUCUAUACAAACUAUAUUGUGUACAGAUACUGUAGAAGGUGACCCUGUUAAGAAAAUGGUGCAGUACUUAAUGGGUAAUGCAGAGAUCAGUGGGGCAAAACUAGACACCAUUGUUAAAGAAACAAUGGAUCUUUUAGAAAGUGAUGAAGUCACCACCAUUACCAUGUCAUCUGUAAGUCGCAGCUUCUCAUCUAUCAUAGAUGAAAUUGCCAACUUAUUUGUAUCUAAAUCUGCUCCCACCAGUAAGAAUCAUUUAGAGCUAAAUGUUGAUCAUGUAAUCACAAAUGGGGCAUUGAAACUAGGAGCGAGUCCUGACACUUUUGUAGAUGUCAAUAAAGUAGAAAUACACUUUGUAAAACUCUUACCUGUUAUUAGUGAACUCAUUACAAAGAACACAUGUAAGGGUAACACUAACAUUCCAGAUUUAUUGACUCAGCAACUCACAUUAAGUGACAAGUUGAAACUUCUAGGGGCUAACAUAUAUGAAGUAUUUAGUAGUGCUUAGGCUUAUAAUAUUCAAAUGUGUAAAUGGCUCCUGUGUAAUGGCCUUUAAAUAAAAUAAAAAAAAUACAUCUAUGUAAUGAGACAGAAAUAGUGUCACAAUUUAUUAUCGUUUCAUGUCUAGGUAUUGUGGUAGAUAAGCUUUUUUGUAAUUCUUGCAUUUUGGGGACAGUAAUAAAAGUAAUAAUUAAUUAAAA
This is a messenger RNA of Spodoptera litura, 1807 nucleotides long. NCBI's taxonomy places the organism in Eukaryota, Metazoa, Arthropoda, Insecta, Lepidoptera, Noctuidae. The record is from RefSeq and is a predicted model, not a curated record.